Molecule: messenger RNA, 4200 nt
Organism: Closterium sp. NIES-65
Lineage: Eukaryota; Viridiplantae; Streptophyta; Zygnematophyceae; Desmidiales; Closteriaceae
Source: the annotation of a GenBank genome assembly
AUGCCAGGGCCACGUGUUCACGCGCAGCCCCAGCCGCGACAGGUGUCGUUCGCGCCGUCGACCCAGCAACAUCCAAUGCUGGUGCCGGAGAUGGCGGUCGUGCCCAACCCUCUGGAGAACGAGAACGUUCUAGUCACCGUCCGGUUCCGCCCGCUCAGCUUGAGAGAGAUUCAGCGUGGAGAGGACGUCGGGUGGUACGCCGACGGCGACAAGAUCGUGCGCAUGGAGUCGAACCCCGCCAUCGCCUAUGCCUACGACAAGGUGUUUGGGCCCGCAACAACGACGCGGGGGGUGUAUGACGUGGCAGCGCAGCCCGUCGUAUCCGCUGCGAUGGAAGGAAUCAACGGAACGGUCUUCGCGUACGGCGUCACGAGCAGCGGGAAAACGCACAGCAUGCACGGCGACCAGAAGUCUCCGGGUGUCAUUCCGCUGGCCGUGAAGGAGGUGUUCAGCAUCAUCCAGGAUACGCCUGGCCGCGAGUUUCUACUGCGGGUGUCGUACCUCGAGAUCUACAACGAGGUGAUCAACGACCUGCUCAACCCUGCCGGGCAGAACCUGCGCAUCCGCGAAGACGGUCAGCAUGGCACGUUCGUGGAGAACGUGAAGGAGGAGGUGGUGCUGUCAGCCGCGCACGCGCUCUCCCUCAUCGCCGCCGGCGAAGAGCACCGGCAUGUGGGCGCCACGCACUUCAACACGGCCAGCAGUCGCAGCCACACCAUCUUCACUCUCACCGUGGAGAGCAGCGGGCGGGACUUGGAGGGGUACGAGGAGGUCACCUACUCGCAACUGAACCUGAUCGACCUGGCGGGGUCGGAGAACAGCCGAGCCACGACGGGCAACAACGUGCGGCGCAGGGAGGGCACGUUCAUCAACAAGAGCCUGCUCACGCUCGGCACGGUGAUAUCGAAGCUGAGUGAGCGCAAGCAGUCGCACGUGCCGUACCGGGACUCGAAGCUCACACGUCUGCUGCAGACGUCACUGAGUGGCAACGCGCGCAUCUCGCUCAUCUGCACCGUCACCCCCGCCUCAGGCACGCUGGAGGAGACGCACAACACGCUCAAGUUCGCCUCGCGCGCCAAGCACGUUGAGAUCCGCGCCAACGCCAACAAGAUAUUGGACGAGAAGUCGCUGAUAAAGAAGUAUCAGAAGGAGAUCAUGGCGCUCAAGGACGAGCUCACGCGCCUCAAGCACACCAUGUCCCACGCGCCCGCCCCCCCCGCACUGCCCUGGGGGGCUUCGCCUGGCAACGGCAACAUGGGCGACAGCGGGGGAGGAGACAUGGGCGGGCAGGACCUUGCAGUGCUGCGGGAGAAGCUGGAGGCGGAUCAGAUGUUACUGCAGUCGAGGUUGGAGGAGGAGGAGGAGGCCAAGGCGGCGCUGAUGACGCGCAUACAGCGCCUCACCAAGCUCAUCCUCGUGUCCUCCAAGGCCUCCUCCGCCUCCAAGCCCGCCCCCCCUCAGCACGCCCCUCCCACCGGCCGCCUGCGCCGCCGCCUCUCCUUCGGCGAGGAGGACCUGGCGUACCUGAAGCAGCGGCGCAUGGAUCUGGGCUUCGAUCUGCUGGACGACGCCAUGGGCGCGGGGGGAGGCGCGGGGGACGACCUGCAGCGCCUGGGGGGCACGGUGGGCGCAGCAGGGUCGCGCUCUGUGAGCAUGUACAGCGGCGGCAGUGGCAGUGGCGCUGCCUCGCCCCGAGGGACGGGCGCAGGCGCAGAUGGGGGCGGGGGAGGGGGAGGGGACGACGAUGGGGGUCCCAUGAUCCUCAAAUGGCUUCGCUCCAAGAAGGACGGGGCGGGCAGCAAGGACGGGGACGGCGAGGGGGGCGUGCACGCGUCGCUGGCGGGCAGUGAGAACGUGGACCCCAUGCUCGCACUCACUGCCCGCGCCACGGAUGGCAGCAGCGGCACUGCCAUGGACGCGGGCAGAGCAGGCAGUGACAGCGGCCAGUGGCUCACGCGGGUCAGCAGCGGCACAGACAGCUCAGAGGAGCAGGCAGGGGGGGCGGGGGCGGGGGCGCCCAGGAUGACGCGCGCAGUGCGGCGCACGGCGUCGCUGCUCAGUGUGGACGAGGCGGGCGCAGGGGGAGGGAUGGGCAUGGGCAUGGGUAUGGGGGGAGGGGGGCGGUGUGUGGAGACGGUGAGGGCGUCAACACAGGCGGGGGAGUUGUUUCACAUCACAGGCGUGCGAAUCCCAUCGAGCGGCACGACGCUCAUGGACCAGUGCGAGCUGCUGAGGGAGCAGGUGAAGAUUCUAUCAGCGGAGGUGGGAUUCCACACGUCCAACCUGAGGCGCCUCAUCGACAAGGGCGAGAACACACCGCAGGAGCAGCAGGAGAUUGAGCGGCUGCGAGUGGAGCUAGCGGGCAAGCAGCAGCAGCUGCGCGAGAUGGAGGAGCUCAUGCGGCGCAGGCAGGGCGACCAGCCCUCCCCUGCUGCCAGCGCCGCGGGGGGCAGUGAUGGCCUGGGCGUGGGCGCAGAGGCAGACAUGGCCACACAGGAACAGAUGGCCAAGACAAUAGCGAAGCUCAAGGCAGUGCUGAGCGAGAAGACGUUUGACAUGGAGAUCGUGAGUGCAGACAACCGUAUUCUGCAGGACUCGCUCAAGGCCAAGACGUGGCAGGUGCAGCAGCUGAUGGAGGAGGCGAACAUGCUGCGAGUGGAGCUCACGCGCGCCAUCACCACCCGCCACAACGCUGCCAGGGGGCAGGAGGACGCCAACGGGGAGGCUGACGGGCAAGCGGACGCAGCAGGGCAAGGGGAGGGCGAGGGUGGCACGGGGGCAGGGGCAGGGGGCGGUGAGGGGGGAGGGGGUGGCCGGGAGGGCAUGGUGCUGGUGAGGGCGGGCGAGCUGGAGGAGCUGCGGUCGCAUGUGAGGCUGGCUCGGCAGGAGGCGGACAUGCUGCGGCAGCAGCAGCACCAGCUCACCAAGGACCUCGCAGGGGCGCGCUCCCUCGCCCUCACCGCCUCCUGCUCUGCCCCUGCCAGUGCUGGCGCUGCUGGUGGGGCAGAUGGGUCAGGUGCUGCAGCAGGGGCGCCGUCCCUGGCGUCGUUUUUGGACGGGGCGUACAUGAAUGGGCCGGAUGGGCGGGCGGAUCUGAGUGGGUUGCUGCAGCAGGUGGAGGCGGCGAGGGCGCGGGAGGCGCAGUGGCAGGAGCAGCGGCAGCAGCACCAGCUCGUGGAGGCUGAGCUGGCAGCUGCCCGUGCUGAGCUGGCAGCGUACCGAACUGCUGCUGCUGCAGAGGCAGGAGGAGUGGAGAAUGGGGAGGGCGGAGAUGGUGGGGAGGUCGGAGAGAGCGCAGGAGGUGGCGCAGGAGAGGGCAUGAGGAAGCAGGGGGCGGUGGGAGCGGUGGCGGCAGUGGCAGCGCGGCUGGAAGCAGAGAAGGACGCGAUGCUGGCCGUGCGGGAGAGGGAGGUGGGCGAGCUGCAGCAGAGCCUGGCGGCAGCGCAGCAGAGGGAGGCGGCUCUGGAGAGGGACCUGAGCACCAUGUGGGUGCUCGUGGCUGAGCUCAGACACAUGGGGGGUGGCAGUCGCUCCGCCUCUGUCAAGGAUAGUGAGGGCAGUGGCAGGGAGGGCGGUGGGGGCACGGCAGGACGAGGGGGGUUGCUGGACGCGGAGGAGAUGGUGGAGCUGGCGGGCAGCAUUGGGGGCAGCGGGCGGUGGCUGGGGGAGCUGCGGAAAGGGGAGAGCAUGCGCAGCGAGGGGGUGGGUAGUGAGGGGGGCAGCGAGGGCGGGGUGAGCCUGUCGGAGCGGGCGAUGGAGUUGAUCCGAGCGGGGUCGGCGGGGGGGUUGGGGGCGCGUGGAGGGGAGGGGGCGAGUGGGGAGGUGGAGGUGCGAGUGCAGAUGGCAGUGGAGCGAGAGACGUGUGCUCUCAAGGAGGAGCUCGCCCGCAGAAAGGGCGAGCAGCUGGCGGGGUUGACGCUGAGGGAGCUGAUGGCGCUGGAGGCGGACAUGGAGACAGCUCUCACCAAGCUCGAGGUCGCUAAGGUGCUCUCCCGCCCCUCCCCGUUCUUGCUCCGCCCUCCCUCCUCCUGUCUCCCCUCCCGGCCAUUUUGCUCCUCCCAUCCUGAUCAUUUUACCCGCUUCACUAGAGUUCAUCCCUCACCUCCUCUCUAUAUGACCCUCACAGGCAUACAUACACAAGGCACACAGAAUGAGGCAGCUGCUGUGAGUUCACAAAUGACAGGGAGUGAAGCUACCUGA